CCGGUCAGCACAAAGCAGCUAUCGCCGGCGGGCAAAGCGAUCGGCGGUGGUGGCAGUGUGGAUAGUAGCGGAAGCGAUCAUAGCAGCGGGAGUACCACGGCCGCUGAGAUGGUAGCGUACAAUCUGAGCGGUGAGAUCGGUGAUGGUGCGGGUGUAGGCAAAGGUGAUUCCCCCGGAAAUCAUUUACAUCUGCACCAUCACCAGGGCAGUAUCGGGAGCAGUGCGUCCUCGGGUUUGCUGGCCGUUGCUGUGGGCAGUAAUGUGGGUGGUACGGUGAGUGCGGGCACGGUCGGUACGAUUACCUCAUCCGCUUCGUCGAGCGCGAGUGCAAGUGUGCCACUGCUGCACCAUCACCACCAUCACCAUCUGCAUCACCACCUGCAUCAGCAUCUGCACCCGGGUGGCUCUGCCGCUUCUGCUGUCGAUCUCAACAACACCGUACCCAUCCCUAGCAAACGAAAUCUCUGA
Anopheles marshallii is the source of this 468-nucleotide messenger RNA. RefSeq names its product SKI family transcriptional corepressor 2-like. The transcript has a single exon. The record is from RefSeq and is a predicted model, not a curated record. Lineage: Eukaryota; Metazoa; Arthropoda; Insecta; Diptera; Culicidae. The annotation marks the transcript as partial.